This is a messenger RNA of Sardina pilchardus (European sardine), 4427 nucleotides long. It is a transcript of the gene stradb, whose product is annotated as STE20 related adaptor beta. NCBI's taxonomy places the organism in Eukaryota, Metazoa, Chordata, Actinopteri, Clupeiformes, Clupeidae. The transcript is spliced from 13 exons. The record is from RefSeq and is a predicted model, not a curated record. Gene Ontology annotation, cellular component: serine/threonine protein kinase complex. Gene Ontology annotation, molecular function: protein serine/threonine kinase activator activity; protein kinase activity; ATP binding. Bases 318 to 1583 code for a protein of 421 amino acids. Gene Ontology annotation, biological process: protein export from nucleus; protein phosphorylation; activation of protein kinase activity.
ACGUUGGAACAGCCCACUUGAGAAUGUUAACUUGAUUUCAGGGAAGAUUUGUUUUCUUGUGUGUACAUAUCUGACAUGGUUUUCUGAUGUGUCCAAGGUAUAGUUGCAACAGUUUCAGGUUGUGAGUGACCAUUUCCUAUUCUCAAUCAAAACCAUGGAAACGGACGGAGUAUCUCUGCCAGGGCGCCGAUGCCAAUGAGGAACGGCGGAAAUACGCAGCGAAAUCCCGGUGUUUUUCUGCACUUGCAGUCAGAGGCGCAUCUUGAGAAACGGAUAAAUGCCCUCGCGUGAAGAGCCGUUGCCGCCAAGAGGAACACAUGUCGUUCUUGGACUGCUCCUGCAUCUCCUCCCACACUCAGGUCCAGCCAAUCAGCAUAGAGGACACGUAUGAGGACGUCAGCCAUCAAUGCCUGGGCAGUGAUGUUCCGGUGUGUUCCGUGUCGGGGAGUCAGGAUGACCUCUCAACUCUCUCUGCUGACCCGUCCCACUACCAGUUGCUCUCAGAGCUGGGAAGGGGGUUCAAUAACCUGAGCUGUGUGAGUAUGGCGCGGUUCAAACCCACCGGGCGGCUGGUAGCCGUGAAGACCACCAACCUGGACGAGUGCACCGAGGAAGAACUGCUGCAUCUGCUGAACGAAGUUCUGUUGUCACGACUCUUCCGCCACCCCAACCUGCUGACGUCUCGUCUGGUGUUCAGCUCCAACUCCCAGCUCUGGGUCCUCUCCCCACUCAUGGACUACGGUUCCGCUGAGUCUCUGCUGAGGUCCUACUUCCCUGACGGCAUGAGCGAGUCUCUGAUCGCGUACCUGCUCUACGGCGUCCUCAGGGCGCUCGAGUACCUGCACCACAUGGGCUACGUGCACAGAGGGGUGAAGGCGAGUCAUAUCCUGUUGUCUGCGGAGGGUCGUGUGUGUUUGUCUGGGCUGCAGAGUGUGUACAGCAUGAUGCGGGAGGGCAAGCGUGUCAAGGCCGUGUUCGACAUGCCCCAACACAGCCCUGCCCUGCUGCCCUGGCUCAGCCCAGAGCUGCUACGCCAGGAUCUCCAUGGUUACGGUGUGAAGUCGGACAUCUACAGCCUGGGCAUCGUGGCCUGUGAGCUGGUCAGCGGCAGGGUGCCCUUUCAGGACAUGCCCCCCACGCUGAUGCUGCUGCAGAAGCUGCGGGGGUCCCACUGCUGCCUGCUGGACGUGCCGCUGGGGGAGCUGGGGGGGCUGAAGGUGUCGCGCUCGGGCGUCGACUCCGGCAUCGGCGAGAGCGUCGCCACCGGCAGCCUGACCCGCACCGCCACCGCCGACCGACCGCAGAGCCCCGGACCCAAGAACCACUCGGCCACCAUACACAACCUGGUGCAGCUCUGCCUACAGCACCAGCCCGAGAACAGACCCUCAGCUUCUGUCCUCCUUGGCCACGCCUUCUUCAAGCAGGUGAAGAGGCACACUCGGGACUCCUUCCUCAGUCUGAUGUACCCGGCGUUGCCCCUGUCCAGCCCCCCCGACACCCCCCCCUCCUGCCCCACCACUCCGUCCUCACACACACCCUCCCCCACCGAGGAGACGCCAGACGGGCUCUGGGACUUCUCCUAGCCCCCCUCCCUCUCUCUCCUCCUUUCCCUCUCUCCAUCCCUCUCCUUCCCUCCAUCUCUCUCCCUCUGUCUCUACCUCUCUCCCUCUCUCCCUCUGUCUCUCCCUCUCUCCAUCCCUCUCUCCCUCCCCACCCGUCACUUGAUGAAGAUCAGCUCCUGCUAUAUUUCUCUCCCUCUCUCCAUCUCUCUCUCCCUCCGUCUCUACCUCUCUCCAUCCCUCUCUCCCUCUGUCUCUCCCUCUCUCCAUCCCUCUCUCCCUCCCCACCCGUCACUUGAUGAAGAUCAGCUCCUGCUAUAUUUCUCUCCCUCUCUCCAUCUCUCUCUCCCUCCGUCUCUACCUCUCUCCAUCCCUCUCUCCCUCUGUCUCUCCCUCUCUCCAUCCCUCUCUCCCUCCCCACCCGUCACUUGAUGAAGAUCAGCUCCUGCUAUAUUUCUCUCCCUCUCUCCAUCUCUCUCUCCCUCCGUCUCUACCUCUCUCCAUCCCUCUCUCCCUCUGUCUCUCCCUCUCUCCAUCCCUCUCUCCCUCCCCACCCGUCACUUGAUGAAGAUCAGCUCCUGCUAUAUUUCUCUCCCUCUCUCCAUCUCUCUCUCCCUCCGUCUCUACCUCUCUCCAUCCCUCUCUCCCUCUGUCUCUCCCUCUCUCCAUCCCUCUCUCCCUCCCCACCCGUCACUUGAUGAAGAUCAGCUCCUGCUAUAUUUCUCUCUCUCUCUCCAUAAAGAUCAGCUCUCUCUCCCCUAUCAUUAGCUCUCUCCCUUGCUAAAGAUGAGCUUCCUCUAUCUAUCUCUCCCUCUUUCCCUCAGAAAUAUCAGCUUGCUCUACCUAUUCUUCCCUCUUUCCCUUCCUCUAUCUAUCUCUUUCUCUUCUCUCCUCACACACACACACUCUCUGUAGGGUGUCCCAGCCCCCUGGUGUGUGUGUGUGUGUAUGCGUGUGUGUGUGUGUGUGUGUGCUUCCUUCUCUGGCUAGCACUAGCUGCUUCGCUUCGCUUCCUUCUAUCUCGCUUUAAGGUGACCUUGUCAUAGCCCUCUCCUCUCUCUCUCUCCUCUCUCCCCCUGUUCUCUCUCGCUCUCUCUUUCUCUCUCUCAUUCCCCCUCUGCUUUCUCUCUCUCUUUCUCCACAUGUAUUCUACCCAUCUCCUCCCCUCCCUCCAUCAGUAGCAUCUUAAGCCGUCCCUGCUGUAGCUGAUGUGUUGACCAGACACUCGUCCAAUGGCCAGGUCCUCCUACCCUCUCCUCUCUCUCUCUCUCUCUCUCUCUCUUCUUCUCUCUCCCUCUCUCUCUCUCUCUCUCUCUCUUUCUCUCUCUCUCCCUCCCUCUCUCUCUCUACUGGUGCUCCUGCCCUGUCUCAGUAGUAUCGUGCGCCGUCCCUGCUGUAGCUGAGACGUUCGUCCAGCGUGCCUCUCUCUCUCUCUCUCUCUCUCUCCCUCUCUCUCCCUCUCUCUCUCUCUCUCUCUCUCUCUACUCUCUCUACUGGUGCUCCUGCCCUGUCUCAGUAGUAUCGUGAGCGGUCCCUGCUGUAGCUGAGACGUUGGUCCAGCGCACCUCUCUCUUCCUCUCUCUCUCUCUCUCUCUCUCUCUCUCUCUCUCUCUCUCCUGGUGCUCCUGCCCUGUCUCAGUAGUAUAGUGCGCUGUCCCUGCUGUAGCUGAGACGUUGCUUCAGGGCACCUCUCUUGCCCUCUCUCUUUCUCUCCUCUCUCUCUCUCUCUCUCUCUCUCUCUCCCUCCCUCUCUGUCUCAGUAGUAUCGUGAGCGCGGUCCCUGCUGUAGCUGAGACGUUCGUCCAGCGCGCCUCUCUGGCCCCGCCCCUUCCUUUCUCCCGCUGUGCUUUAUUUUCUACGCCCACACCACUCCGAGCCUUCUGAUUGGCCGAUACCCAGCGCUACACCCUUACUUACAAUACUGGGAGGAAACGUCUGACGGCGUGAUGAUCACAGACUUGUGUGUGCACGAGACCUCGAGACCGCAAGCGGUCGCCAUGGACACCACUGACUGGCAGCCCCGCCAGCCAAUCACACUAAAGGAACCUAGACUGUGACUUCAGAGCGAGGUCAUCAAACUGAGCCUUUUUUUGCUGGAUAAUAAGGGGGAUGGUGUGUGUGUGUGUGUGUGUGUGUGUUUGAGGGUAGAAGAGAUGUUAGUGUGUCAGUCAAUGUGAUGUGUGUAGUGUAAAACUAAGAGCAGGAAAGGUGUGUGUGUGUGUGUUUGUAAGAUUUUGGACGUGAGUGAAGAUGUGUGGGGUUUAUACUGAAGAUGUUGAUGUACUGUAUGUAUGUGUGUGUGUUCCAUAGCUAUGAAGGGUGCAAACAUGAAGUGUGUGUGUGUGUGUGUGUGUUUGAGUGUGUGUUUGAGAGAGAGAUAUGAGCAUGUCUCACACCCCAGCCCCUAGUGAAGAUAUCAGCAGACCUCCUCAGCCCUGUGAACCCAACCAAACUGAUCAGCAGUACUGUGCGCCCCCUCGACCCCCUCAGAUGGCAACCGGCAGCUGCAGAGCCGGCCCAGGACCGGGCCACAUCCGGCUGAGAUCCGCGCCACACCUGGCUGAGAUCCGCACCACACCUGGCUGAGAUCCGGGCCACGUCCGGCUGAGAUCCGCGCCACACCUGGCUGAGAUCCGGGUCAGAGUCUGAGCCGGCAUCUGCUGCUGUCUGGCCUUCAACUGAACACUGCCUCACGGAGUCUGCGUGUAGAGAAGGAGUUUAAGGAGAGACCUUUGUAGCCUACUGUUGGACAACAGUAUGCGGUCCGAACUGUGAUUUAUGACCUAUGAUGACAAUAAUAACAUAUACAGAACUGACACUUUGUCCAUUUUUGGAAAGUAAUCGUUGUAUGAUGAGCAUUAGGUGUAU